This is a messenger RNA of Ziziphus jujuba (common jujube), 702 nucleotides long. Its product is annotated as glutathione S-transferase U9-like. Gene Ontology annotation, cellular component: cytoplasm. Lineage: Eukaryota; Viridiplantae; Streptophyta; Magnoliopsida; Rosales; Rhamnaceae. The record is from RefSeq and is a predicted model, not a curated record. Gene Ontology annotation, molecular function: glutathione transferase activity. The transcript is spliced from 2 exons. Bases 1 to 702 code for a protein of 233 amino acids. Gene Ontology annotation, biological process: glutathione metabolic process.
AUGGAGGAAGAAAACAGAGCGACUGUUCAUGGAGCUUGGGGAAGCGCAUUCAGUUAUAUGGUGGAAUUGGCUCUGAAACUGAAGGGAAUUCCAUACGAGUAUGUGGUAGAAGAUUUGGGGAACAAAAGCCCAUUGCUCUUGAAGUACAAUCUUGUUCACAAGAAAGUACCUGUUCUUGUGCAAAAUGGAAAACCAAUUGCUGAAUCGCUUGUAAUCCUUGAAUACAUCGAUGAAACUUGGACUCAAAAUGGUCCCAAAUUCCUCCCUCAAGAUCCAUAUAAGAAAGCCCAAGUUCGUUUUUGGGUUGACUACAUCUACAAACAGUUGUUUGAUGCAUUGUACUCAACACUCAAAACAUAUGGAGAAGCACAAGAGAAAUUCAUCAAGGAAGUACAUGACAAAAUGCAUGUACUUGAACUAGAAUGCACUUCUUAUUCUUUUGUCUCUUCUGGUCCUUCAGUUGACCAACAAAAAAUGGGAUUAUUAGACAUUGUUAUUUGUUGUCUAUUGGGGAUUCUCAAGCCUAAGGAAGAAGUACUUGGCAUAAAGUUUAUGGAAUUGGAGAAGACUCCACUUCUAUAUCCAUGGGUAACAGCUCUAAUUGAUCUACCUUUGGUGAAAGAGACAAUCCCUCCACAUGAAAGAUGGGUGCCAUUUAUGCAAUGCAUAAGGCAGCAACACCUUAAAUCUUCUACAGCAUAA